GCCAAUCAAAUCGUGAGGGGCGGGAUCGGGGGCCGGGCUACCUAGUGACGACAGAGUGUGCGACGUUUCGUGUGUAGUCCCAGAGAGAAGUAAACAAUGGCUGCCCCUAGCGAAUUCACGGCGUCUUUCGAUUCAGCUUUGGCAACGACUCUCGAAGAUUUGGAUAUUCAUUUCACCUUGCGAGACCAGCAGAUAACGGCAUUAAAGUUUUUUCUGCAGAAAAGGGACGUUUUUGGAGUAUUGCCCACCGGAUAUGGUAAAAGCCUGAUUUACCAACUUGCUCCGCUGGUGGGGCGACGCAUGGGUCUGCUGCACAAACCACUGGUGGUUAUCGUGUCACCCCUUUUAGCACUUAUGGACGAUCAGGUACAAGAGGCCGAAAAACUGGGUCUUACAGCUGCGCAACUUGGCAAAAGCGACCCGGAGGAGAUCCGAAGCGGGCGGUACCAGUUGGUGUUCGGGAGUCCGGAGUCCUGGCUUAACAAGGAAUGGCGAUGCUUGCUAGCCAGCAAAGUUUACCAAGACAACCUGUUGGGCCUUGUCGUGGAUGAAGUUCAUCUCACAUACAAAUGGGGAAAGGCUGCUAGAGGAGAGAAGGCUUUCAGAGAGAGUUUUGCCAGACUGGCCGAGCUACGGUCCAUUGUAAAACCAGGUACACCUAUUCUGGCCUUGACAGCAACGGCAGACCUGGACUCGCAAGCUGUUGUCAAAAGGCAGUUACAUUUGGAGAAUGCCACUGAAGUAAUCAUAAGCCCAAACAGAAAAAACAUAAGGCUUGGACUGUCUACAGUGUCUUCAGAUAGCAUGGAGUGUCUGAACUGGAUUGUGAGGGCGGUUAAAGAGAAGGGUCCAACAAUGGCACCAAUAAUCAUCUACUGCCGUACAUUGCCUAUGUGCGGGAAGGUGUUCUGUCACCUACAGUAUGAACUUGGUGAGGACAGCUGGGUGGAUCGGGAUCCAGAACACACGGCAGAAAACCGACUCAUUGGCAUGUUUCACAGCCAAACACUUCCCCAUCACAAGAUCACAGUACUGGAAUCAUUACGUGGCAAUGGUUCAUGCAGAGUGGUUGUAGCCUCCACAGCUCUGGGAAUGGGACUGAACUUUCCUAACAUAUCACAUGUUGUGAUGUAUGGCUCACCUGAGGAUGUGGAGGCCAUUGUACAAGAGGUUGGCAGGGCCGGGCGAGAUGGGUCUCCAGCACAUGCCAUAAUUUACAAAUUGAAGCAGGAAGCAAGAGUGAAUGAGGGCGUUAAGACACUGUUGAAGAAGGGCAUCACUAGUUGCCUUAGGAAGGCCUUAUUCUCACACUUCGAACAAAACACUGAGUGUGUUCUGCCGGGCCAUUUGUGCUGCUCAUACUGCCACUCUGUUUGCUCUUGCAGCUCUCCCAGUUGUGACGUGGCAAUACCCGAUUACGAACUGCCUCAACAGUACACUCAUGCCGUUGUCAAAAGCAGAGAAGUUACAGAGGAUCAAAGACAGACGAUUAGAGAUACUCUGUACAGAUACAAGCUCAGCUUAGUCCAGAACAUGCCUCUGUACACUAACAGCAGCGACUGCACUGGUUUUAGUAACGAGCUGAUAGACUGUGUUCUUGAGCGCUGCACAGAUAUAUUUGAUCUCCCAUUCAUAAUGGACAACCUACCGGUGUUCAGUAAAAGGCACGGACAGGAAAUUCUCAGCAUUAUUUUUAAUGUCUUUGGGGAUUUUGAAUACACUGAAGUUGAUCUGCCUGUGGAGGAAACUAUGGUGCCAGACCAAGACUACACAGGUUACUUUGACUCUGACUCUGAUGCAAACGCCUUGUCCCAAUGGAGCAGUCUAGAAUCCGGGGUGUCACAGUUGAGUACAGACUGAAACAUUUGUUAGUCAUUUCAUAUGACCACUGUACAUACCUCUUACAUCUUUGAAAGUACUGCCUGAAUACUUAUGUCAGAUGACUGCCUGUAAAUAAAAUUGAAGAACG
Engraulis encrasicolus (European anchovy) is the source of this 1969-nucleotide messenger RNA. RefSeq names its product ATP-dependent DNA helicase RecQ-like. The coding region runs from base 97 to 1860 and encodes 587 amino acids. Gene Ontology annotation, molecular function: four-way junction helicase activity; ATP binding; nucleic acid binding. The transcript has 3 exons. NCBI's taxonomy places the organism in Eukaryota, Metazoa, Chordata, Actinopteri, Clupeiformes, Engraulidae. Gene Ontology annotation, biological process: double-strand break repair via homologous recombination. The record is from RefSeq and is a predicted model, not a curated record. Gene Ontology annotation, cellular component: chromosome; nucleus; cytoplasm.